Messenger RNA from Salvelinus sp. IW2-2015, 4519 nucleotides. Its product is annotated as leucine-rich repeat-containing protein 7-like. Gene Ontology annotation, molecular function: protein binding. Gene Ontology annotation, cellular component: postsynaptic density; adherens junction; postsynaptic membrane. Gene Ontology annotation, biological process: cell-cell adhesion; establishment or maintenance of epithelial cell apical/basal polarity; embryo development. Lineage: Eukaryota; Metazoa; Chordata; Actinopteri; Salmoniformes; Salmonidae. The record is from RefSeq and is a predicted model, not a curated record.
AUGUAUCUCCCUCCCCUGCUGCUGAAGUGUAUAGGGAAGCUGAGGCAGCUGCGCUACCUGGACCUGGCUAAAAACAGGAUUGAAAGCCUGGACACUGACAUCUCUGGCUGUGAGUCCCUGGAGGACCUCCUGCUCUCCUCCAACAUGCUGCAGCAUCUGCCUGACACCAUAGGAAUGUUGAAAAAACUCACAACAUUAAAAGUGGAUGACAACCAGCUCACCUCACUGCCUAACACCAUUGGAAGUGGACGCGCCAAAUUAGGUUUAUCGCUUUUAGAGGAGUUUGACUGCAGCUGUAAUGAAUUGGAGUCCCUGCCCCCAACCAUUGGCUACCUGCAUAACCUCCGCACGUUUUCUGCUGAUGAGAACUUCCUUGUUGAACUACCCAGGGAGAUUGGGAACUGUAAGAAUGUGACAGUCAUGUCGUUACGCUCCAAUAAGCUGGAGUUUCUACCUGACGAGAUUGGGCAGAUGACCAAGCUACAUGUUCUCAAUUUAAGCGACAAUAGAUUAAAAAACCUUCCGUUCACUUUCACAAAACUAAAAGAUCUAGCUGCUCUUUGGUUAUCAGACAAUCAGUCCAAGGCCCUGAUCCCUCUCCAGACCGAGGCUCAUCCAGAGACCAAGCAGAGGGUCCUCACCAACUACAUGUUCCCUCAGCAACCACGACAUGAUGAGGACUACCAGUCAGACAGUGACAGUUUCAACCCCACCUUAUGGGAGGAGCAGCGUCAGCAGAGGAUGACUGUGGCCUUUGAGUUCGAGGAGAAGAAGGAGGAAGAGGACAACUCUGGAAAAGUCAAGGUUGAGAUCAAUCUGAAGCGCUACCCUACACCGUACCCAGAGGAUCUGAAGAACAUGGUGAAGUCAGUGCAGAACAUGGUGGGCAAGAACCAGCAUCCCCUCAGCACUAACUGCUCUGGUACCAAUAUGGAGUCACGAAAACAAGAACAGUAUGAGCCCCCCUGGCCCAUGCCCCCCAAAGAGGUGAUGGAGAGAGAGAUGAAAGAGAGAGAAAGAGAGUUCAACAAGACUCAGAUGACAGAGCAGGGCGUAAUCCACAACUCUGCCAUCGACAUCCCAAAGCGCAAGGACAAGGAGGAUCUGACUGAGAGCUCAGAGGAUUCUAUGGGCGGCUCUCCGAAUGACAUCCGUAUCUCUGAUAUGAGGCCCACCCUGGUGGAACCCCCCAUGUACAAACCAAAAGUUGUAUUACUGGGGAAAGACAAGAAAGAAUCUAUAGAUGAGUCAGACCCAGACAAGAUGCAUUGCCUGAACAACAGUGGCUCGUCGGCCACCUACUCAGACUACUCUCCGUCCCAGGGUUCUUCUGGCUCCUCCAACCCCCCGGGGAACGGGGCCACCCUGCAGGCUGCUGGGAAGGAURGAGGAGUGCCUCAACAACACUGGACCAACAGGCUGGCCCAGCAGUUCCCCAAGCCGAUCGAGACCAAGCCUCUACUGAGUCAGAGAGACCCCAGAGAGACCCCUCCCUCCAGCACACUGCAGCAGCGCAGCGAGCGGCGCCCCCUCAGCGACACCUUUGACCAGUGGAACGACUCCUCCCACUAUGACAACACAGGCUUCGUGUCUGAAGAGGCUCCUCUGGAGACUCCCAGUGGUAGCAGCAGUGGUAACCCCAUGCUGGGCUCCAAGUCCUGCAGCGCCUCCACCUCCCAUGGGGGCCGCCGGCCCCUCAUGAGGCAGGAGCGCAUCGUGGGCAUCCCCCUGGAGCUGCAGGAUGCCCCUCACCAACACCCCUCCCACCAAUUCCAUAAUGUCCGCAACACGCCCGAAACUGAAGUAUCUCAGCCUCCCCCUCCCAACCCGUGGCAGAACUGGACAAGGACGCCCAGUCCCUUCGAGGACCGCACGGCUUUCCCCUCCAAACUGAGCUCCCCAUGCAACAGCCCCAAUCCUGACCGCAACGACUUUGAGCAGGAAAUGCAUCAUGGAGAGCUGCCGGGCACGUUCCCCUCCACAGGAACGUGGGGUUACCUAGACUCCAGGAACUCUGGGCAGGGGCGCAGCAGCCAGCAGGCCAACAUGUACCAACAUGUCCAAUCGAAGCCCACUAGACCAAGCUCUGGGGCCAUGGUGAUGAGCAAGAGCUCUGAGCGCCUCUCUCCCAUGAUGAAGGAGGUGAAGGCUAAGUUCAAGAAGUCCCAGAGCAUCGAUGAGAUAGACAUGGGCUCCUACAAUGUGUACAGUAUUCCCGUGGACACCUACAGCUCCAGCAUAGAGAAUCAGGGGAGUGUUGACCGUCCAGACAUGCCGGGCCCCAUGGAGCAGAGCAUGUCCCGGAGCCAGUCUGCCCCCAUGCUGGACGAUGAUGAUGCCUACGGAACUAAUAGCCAGCAGCAGAAGCCUUCCAUCCCCAAGAAGGUCUACCACUUCGACCAGAGCUUCAACCCUCAGGGGGCUAUGGAUAUGAGGAAUCAGCAGCAGGAGAGGAGGGCCCCUCCACCCUUCCCCAACACCCCUGAGUAUGUCAACCAKCCGGGGAAGACCCUGCCCAARGAGCUGGUGAGCCCCAGGGGCUACCGKGGUUACCCGCCCAUGGACCAGAUGUUCUCCUACUCUCAGCCCUCAGUCAACGAGGAGAACCAGCCGUCCCAGCAGCAGCAACCCUUCCCCAUCCCCAGUCAGCGCUCCCGGCCUGGGUUCCUGAGGCGGGCCGACUCCCUGGUCAGCUCCACAGAGCUGGCCCUGUUCCGCAGGGUUCAGGAGGCCCAGGAGAUGCAGCAGAAGUCGGACCACUAUGGCCGGCAGCACUUCAAAGGCAUGCUGGAGCACCAGAACAGUCUGGCCAGCAUGGCCCAGCAGGACCAACAGUACAACAAGAGGAAUGGCAGGUACGAGGAAGACUACUCCUCCUACCAGGAGCCYAAGAAGCCYAUCWUGGGCUACCCYACWAAGAGCCUGACRCAGCGRCGSCCYCUGUCGGCCAGGAGUUACAGCACRGAGACGUUYGGGGCRUCCCAGGCCAGGCCUGUGUCUGCCAGACCCACMAUGGCUGCMYUGUUGGAGAAGAUGCCCCCAGAUUAUAAUCUGAGCACGUGCACUGAGAAUAUAAAGAGCCCUGAUGAGAUGAAAAUGCGCACCAUGCAGCUGCAGCAUAAGCCUGAUGAUAUGUCCUCUAAGAUGCCAGUAGACUGGAGGCAACAGCUGCUUAGACAUAUAGAGGCCAAACGAUUAGACCGGAGCGCUGUCCUUAAGCACAACACAGUAAACUUCGGCAUGCUGUGCUCUGGAGGCUAUGCUGCACCGCAUGCCAGCAGAAGCAUGACAAUAAACUUUUACAAUAACAUGAAUAAGCAUGAAAACCAAACAACACAGUGGCUACCUCUACCCAAUACCCCCUCUCAACAGAGCAAUAUAUUAGACAACGGCCAGGAGGUGGUCUCUCCCACUACUCAGUGGGCCCCCUACUCACUGGGCAGGAGAGACGUGCCCCCAGAAAACAUAAUGAAAAAGCUUCCUGACUCUUUGCCUAACGGGUUGAAUUACCCACAGGCAGGCGGCCACCACCCCCACMCCCACCAAUCACAGACCAUGAUCGUGACAUCCACGUCGGCCACACCCCCACACCGCUCAGUGCGGGACCAGCAGUAUGAGGGUGCCAUCAACAAGAUUUCCAUACAGCAGUACCAGUCUCCUCUGCCCAUGGCCACCACCACCCGGCCCCAGAGCGCACGCUGCCUCAUCCAGACCAAAGGCCAGAAGAGCAUGGACGACUUCCAGGAGCAGUUCUGUGUGCGGAUAGAGAAGAAUCCAGGUUUAGGGUUCAGCAUCUCAGGGGGAAUUAGUGGCCAAGGGAACCCCUUCAAGCCUUCUGACAUGGGUAUCUUUGUUACUAGGGUACAGCCUGAUGGACCGGCCUCCAACCUGCUACAGCCUGGGGACAAAAUACUGAAGGCCAAUGGACAUAGUUUUUUACACAUGGAACAUGAAACUGCUGUGUCUCUUCUGAAGAAUUUCCAGAAAACUGUGGAUUUAGUAAUCUUGAGGGAGAGCACAAUUUAAAUAUUUUUUUAUAACACCAUUGCUUCUCUCCCAAACGGGUUGUGGAAAUGUAUACAACCKGUUUUUAUCUAGGAACAGUGACAUUUGCCGAUUGCUGGACCAAUGGCAAAUACUAGUGCCAAAUGUACUAUAGGAUACAUAUCUUAUAACCUAUCUAUGAAUUUUAUGUAAACAGGAAUUGUAUCUCUUGAGUUGAUGUGAAGGAAAGUCAUUUUUGUCAUUCAGCCUGAGGCUGUAGGUUGGAGCAAUUUUCUUAGUUUUUAUUUGGACAUUUUUUGCGUAUUUAUAUUGCCUUUUAUUUUGUACCUUUUUCAUUGUAGCUUCUCAUUUUACUCUCAGAGCAUGAAAACACACUAGCUCUUUAGGAAUUCUAAUCGCCAUAAACACUGCCUCAACUUUGUAUAUGCCGUGGGUACAUAUUUUCAUUUACAAUAAAGACAUGAACAGUAGCGAGAGGAAUGGUACAGAAAAUAAAUGUUUACAAUGUUCUUAA